AUGUCUGAACACAGCCAAGCCUCUGACGAAGACGUGUCCCCUGAGGACAUCGAUGAAGAUGAAAUCCUGGCGAACCUGUCCCCCGAGGAGCUGAAGGAGCUGCAGUGCGAGAUGGAGGUGAUGGCCCCAGACCCCGAGGUCCCAACGGGGAUGAUACAGAGGGAUCAGACGGAGAAACCCCCGACGGGGAGCUUCGACCACAGGUCGCUGGUGGACUACCUGUACUGGCAGAAGGCGUCCAGACGCAUGCUCGAGGACGAGAGAGUUCCCGUCACCCUCUUGCCCUCUGAGAGGAGCGCUGCGGGGACGGGAGGCAGCGCAGCUGGCAGCAGCGAGGCGGGCGGCAGGAGCGGGCCAGAAACGGAGGGGAAGGAAAGGCACUACAGGAACGAGUGCUUGGCCAGCUCGGGAACACAGCUUGGAGAGGCAAACAAGGGUGGAAGCGAUAAGGAAGCAGAGGAGGAAGUGGAGGAGGAGGAGGAGGAGGAGGAAGAUGAGGAGGAGGAGGAGGAGGAGGAAGAAGAGGGUGAUGAGAGUGAAUCAGAAACAAAGGAAACUUGCACCCAUGAAAACCAUCGCAGUGAUCAGACAAGUGAGGAAUCAGGUAGAGAAUCAGGGGAAAUGACAGAAAAGCCAGGUGAAAAUGAAAAGAAAAUAUCAAAGUUAAACAUCCCUAAGAAGUUAGCGUUGGAUACCAGCUUCUUGAAGCUAAGUGCCAGGCCCUCAGGAAACCAAACCAACUUAGAAGAGAGCUUGGAGAAAGUCCGAAAAAACAAUCCGGACAUGAAGGAGCUCAACCUGAACAACAUAGAAAACAUCCCCAAAGAAAUGCUGAUAGACUUUGUCAACGCAAUGAAAAAGAAUAAGAACAUAAAAACGUUCAGCUUGGCCAACGUGGGAGCCGAUGACAAUGUCGCCUUCGCGCUGGCCAACAUGCUGCGCGAGAACAGGAGCAUCACCACGCUCAACAUCGACUCCAACUUUAUCUCUGGCAAAGGCGUCGUGGCCAUCAUGAGGUGCCUGCAGUACAACGAGACGCUGACGGAGCUCCGCUUCCACAACCAGAGGAGCAUGCUGGGCCACCAGGCCGAGAUGGAAAUUGCCAGGCUGCUGAAAGCCAACGCCACCCUCCUGAAGAUGGGCUACCACUUCGAGCUGCCGGGGCCCAGGAUGGUGGUGACCAACCUGCUGAGCAGGAACCUGGACAAGCAGAGGCAGAAGAGGCAGGAGGAGCAGAGGCAGCAGCAGAGGAAAGAGCAGAGGGAGCUGAUAGCCAUGCUGGAAAACGGACUGGGCUUGCCGCCGGGGAUGUGGGAAAUGCUGGGGGGACCGCUGCCCGAGCCCAGCAUGCGUGAAGCCCCCCCAGCACCCAAGCCCCCCAUGCACCCCGCCAUGCCCCGGAGCCGAGGGAAGGAGAGCACGAGGCCGGAGGCCCCUGAGGAGCCUCACACAGCCAAGCCCGUCAGCUUCAGGGUGGUCAAGCUGAAAAAGGUGCAGCGCAAGCCCGCCGUGCCCGAGUACGUGGAGCCCGCCGAGAAAACCAACCUCAAGGACGUGAUCAAAACGCUGAAGCCGAUCCCCAGGAGACGGCCACCUCCCCUCGUCGAAAUAACCCCGAGGGAUCAGCUGCUGAACGACAUCCGCCAGAGCAACGUCGCUUAUCUCAAACCGGUGCCAUUACCAAAGCAGCUGGAGUGAGACCAGACUGACCCAAAGAAACCAACUUGGAAUAAAGACUAGUCAAGUUUCGCUUACAAUUGUUUCGGCAGAAGUUUUCUGCAGAACCCAGGUGGUGUAUAUGAACGACUCCUUGGGAACAAAGAUAUGCACUUUUUAAAACAGUGAUGAAAAAGGCUGGCAUGGGAAAAAUCAGUGCUAAGGUUUUCCAUCAGGUAUCAAACAAUCCCAGUGCCAUCUGCCUGCCAAAUGGAUUCAAGGCUCCAGUUUGUUGUGGGAGGAUUUUCUCAGAGACAUCAAUAACCUUAAGUCUUUCUAGUUUUUCAGUAAACUGUUUUGCUUCCAUGUUGUCCUUCUGCUGUCAGAAUCUGUAGGAACAUGCUGUGCUUUAGCUUAUCUUUCUUUUCACACACAUGCUCCUCGAUUAUUCUCUUGUCCAUGAGAAAUGCAUUUGGUUUCCAUGUAUACAGCUUUAUUUUUUAGGCUAAGGAAAUGGAAAUGAAAUAAAAGCUCUAUCCAUAAGAAGCGUGCAGCACUUCCGUGGCUAACAAGAGGCCUGCAGAACAGAAAGGCUGCUCUGGUGCAUCCAGCGCCUCCGCGUGAUGGUUUCAGGCUGGUGCAUUUCAGCACUGUUUAGUUGGUUUUGUACCUCAUGAACGUGUAAAAGACAAUGCCACGCACUGCUUUGAGAACUGUAAUCUUCACUCCUUGUGAUUGCCUGUAGCUCUUCACAGCGGUGCUCCAGCAGCUGAAUCCCAGUCCCACCCCACAGAUAUUAUUACAGCCCUUUGGAAUCACUAACGUUCAGGACCUCUUUGAAUCCAAGGUAGUCUCCGCUGGCAUUAGGUCAAGUUUUCUUUCCUUCUUGUCCUUUUUGCAUCUUUCAGGGGAUCUCUUUCAAAUCUGUCUUCUUCCAAACUCGUAACGUGUCUCAGCUGUACUCCUGCCUGCAACUGUAAUGCCCCCCACCUGGGAAAUCUGGUUAAUUUAUUACGUAAGACAUACUAAGCAGUUUUUAAGCAACACAGAAGGAGGGAGGGAAAGCUGCUUCUGCACAGCAGAGGCAUAAAAAAGGAAGUACCAUUUUCAUUGCACCUGUUUUUGGCACCCCUCUUUUUGUAAAGGCCAGGAAGUGGGGAACAGGGCCCUGCUGCCCUUGGGAAGCAGGCCCUCAAAUGAAGCACUACAGGUGCUUCAGCCAGGAGCAGCCCAAGCAGCAGCGCAGAGCUGGCGUAUAUUAUGAAGGUAGUUACAUCAGGACUUGCGGUCCUGCUCUGAUAUGUGUUCCCCCACUGUGCAGCCUCCUAAGGGAUUGCAGGGGGGAGGCAGCCGGAUUCAGAGACCCCAGAACUCACCCGACUGCAGCGGAGCUGCCUUCCCAGUGCUGCUCAGGGCACAGCUCCGAGUAAUUGUAGAAGCAGGCAGAAAUCCCUCCCAGGUAAUUAGAAGAAACAUAAAAUUGCUAUUAAGAUGAGUUAUAUAAGAGACAAGCAAUGCAAACAAGUGCUUACAUAUUUCACUUCUGCAGACUAGCAAGGAUGAGCAAGGCCGCACCGUUGCUGCAGUUCACACGCAGCUCCCUCGUGCCUCAGCAACAUUUAUACUGAGGCAGAGCAACCAACCCCAGCCGUUCGUCACCAGCACAGGCUCACGGCACCAGCUGUAGGGUGACACCAGAGCUCCCACCACCACCCUGGGGAGGUCACCAGACGUGGGAACAACCACAACCACAAGCCUAAGUUCAGAGUCACGCUUCCCAACCUGAAAUAAAUGCACUCAGCAGUCACCAUUAGAGUUUAUUUUUCUUCAUAAGUGUGCAGUUUUUAAAAUUCUACAGUAAUGAUGAAGUCAUAGGCUACUACCUUUAAGUGUGGAAACAGUUUUCAAAAACAAAGACCAUGCGCUACAAGUGAGGAACAGGCCAUCGACUCUUCAGCUGGAAUUAUUUUCAAUAAAUACUGAUCACUUUAACACGUAAAUGGAAUGACAUGUUCAGAUUUCUACACAGCUCACUAUGAAAACAGCAUG
Molecule: messenger RNA, 3705 nt
Organism: Cygnus atratus (black swan)
Lineage: Eukaryota; Metazoa; Chordata; Aves; Anseriformes; Anatidae
Gene: LMOD3
Product: leiomodin 3
Exons: 3
Coding region: 1-1698 (565 amino acids)
Biological process (GO): muscle contraction; myofibril assembly; pointed-end actin filament capping
Cellular component (GO): myofibril; striated muscle thin filament
Molecular function (GO): actin binding; tropomyosin binding
Source: RefSeq, a predicted model, not a curated record